Molecule: messenger RNA, 532 nt
Organism: Trematosphaeria pertusa
Lineage: Eukaryota; Fungi; Ascomycota; Dothideomycetes; Pleosporales; Trematosphaeriaceae
Product: DUF1903-domain-containing protein
Exons: 5
Coding region: 152-388 (78 amino acids)
Cellular component (GO): mitochondrial intermembrane space
Source: RefSeq, a predicted model, not a curated record
UCUCACCUUCACUACCCUUAGUUUUGUCCUACUUCCGUGCCCUAUCUCCUCACCCUGCUGCCUAGGCAAUUCCUUAUCGCCGGCUGGGCUGUCGGCGCCUUGUGCGCUGAACUUCGCAGUUGGGCAAUUUCGCCUGUCCACGUGACGCAAAAUGGGAACGAAGGAGGACCUCCAGACGGACCCCCCGUGCCAUCCUCGGGCAUGCGCUAUUCAGGACUGCCUACAGAAGAACAACUACAAGGAAGAGAAGUGCCAAAAGCAGGUUGAUGCUCUCUAUGAAUGCUGUAAUGCCUUCUACCAGGAAAAGGGAGAGAACGCGAGCACGGUGAGCUGUCCGAAAUAUUCUCUUCUGAAAUUGAAGAUGAAGCAGAGGAGUCAGGCAUCAUGAUAGACACGGGAGGCCGUGAAUAAGGAAGGCACUCCCAAAGCAUGCCAGCAUGGAGAGCCGUCGAACUCGUCAUGUAUCCAUAGAAGCCUGUCCUGCAGGUGUGUAUAUAAAUCGCUGGUGUAAUUUAAGAAACAGAGUUUUCCC